Molecule: messenger RNA, 906 nt
Organism: Paracoccidioides lutzii Pb01
Exons: 2
Coding region: 1-906 (301 amino acids)
Source: RefSeq, a predicted model, not a curated record
AUGUCUCCGUCUCUAUCUUCCCCAUGGCCUCAAUCACUAUGGCCUUACCGCUACACCUCCCUGACAUCUCAGCAGCUUCGCGAGCGGCGGGCACUCCUUUCGCUCCGUGGAAACUACGCACAGCUAUCUGCUCUCAUUCUGCUCCUGCUGCUCAGUGUUUAUAGACUUGCAACAACCAAAAUCGGGACGAUUGGUAUCGAGAGGAGAUCUACGCUAUUAUCGGCAUGGCUAGAUUCUCCAUUCAUGCAUGGCGCGACGGAGAUGAGGAGACAUUAUCUUGUUGCGGUGGGAUGGUUGGUAUGGUUAUUGGCGCUUUCCGCCUGGAAAACGGGCGACGUUAUGUGUGAACAUGAUCUAACAUCCAAGCAGGACUACCUUCAUCUUACUAAAUCCAUCGCCCAAACGGCCAUGGCCACAAUUCCUCUCCAUCUUCUUCUCUCCCCCAAACUCUCCCCAACUUUCAAUCCUUUCACUCAGGUCCUGUCACGACUUCUACACCUGCCCCAAACCUAUCUAACCCCCUACCACCGGCUCUUCGGCCGCCUCGUUAUUCCCACACUCCUCUCACUGCAUGCAUUCCUCUACAUAAUGUUCUUUGUGCAAAAUGGGUUGCUGGAGAAACGAUUGAAGGACGCUGAUGUGCAGUUCGGUAUUGUAGGAAUCCUAGUCAUGGGGGUUGUGGUGGGCAUGAGUAGAUGGGUGAAGGGAAGGGGGUCUAGUAAAAGGGCCUCGGGAUCAGUGUCAAGAGGUACAGCUUAUCUUUUACAUGUUUCGUUGGUUAUGGGUUUGUUGGCGGUGGUUUAUUGUCAUGUGGAGUAUGCGAGGAAGUUUGUGGUGCAAGCUGUAGGGAUUUAUGGGGUAGAUGUGGGAAGUUGGGUGAUUAAGAGGUUGUUGAGAGGGAUGUGA